AUGGCCUCUGACACUACCGGCACUCUCAACUGCAUGCUUGCUCCGCCUGACAGCUCUCGGCCUUACCAUAACGUCAACGCAGAUAGCGCCACCGGACAGCCAAUCCGCAACUGGGGAGAGGACCCGCAUGACAUGCAAAUUGAGGACGUGCGCGGGAAGGAGGAGCUUUACAAGCUUGACAGUGCUGGAUUUCAGUAUGGGCGAGAAACGGUGAAGCGCACCAGCUUCUUGAAUGAUGAUGAGGUUGAGCGCGAAUACUACCCUGAGAGCAUCGACCUCAUCAGGAGGGUCACGGGAGCAUCCAGCAUUGUCAUCUUCGAUUACAAGCAGUUUCAACGCAGUGAUCAACAAUGUUUUGGGCUAUGA
This is a messenger RNA of Suillus plorans, 366 nucleotides long. RefSeq lists its product as uncharacterized. The record is from RefSeq and is a predicted model, not a curated record. Gene Ontology annotation, molecular function: oxidoreductase activity. NCBI's taxonomy places the organism in Eukaryota, Fungi, Basidiomycota, Agaricomycetes, Boletales, Suillaceae. The transcript has 2 exons. The coding region runs from base 1 to 366 and encodes 121 amino acids.